Messenger RNA from Chroicocephalus ridibundus (black-headed gull), 3585 nucleotides. RefSeq names its product phosphatidylinositol glycan anchor biosynthesis class O (gene PIGO). Gene Ontology annotation, biological process: GPI anchor biosynthetic process. The transcript has 13 exons. Gene Ontology annotation, cellular component: endoplasmic reticulum membrane. The coding region runs from base 100 to 3444 and encodes 1114 amino acids. The record is from RefSeq and is a predicted model, not a curated record. Gene Ontology annotation, molecular function: mannose-ethanolamine phosphotransferase activity. NCBI's taxonomy places the organism in Eukaryota, Metazoa, Chordata, Aves, Charadriiformes, Laridae.
GCGGCGGGGCCGCGGAGGCCGCAGGUGGGACCGGGGGCAUCCGAGAGGGCCCGGGGGCAUCCGAGAGGGCCCGGGGAGCGUCGGGAGGGGCCGGGAAGGAUGCAGCGGUGGCCAGUGCUGCUCUUCCUGGCCUGGGUCUGCUUCCUCUUUUUUGCCGGUAUCGGGCUCUUCAUGAGCGGUUUCCUGCUCACCCGGAUUGAGCUUGCCAGCAGCAGUUCCUGCUCAGACCCGCUCGUGCCACCAGCCUGGGAGAGGCAGAGCCUCCCGCCGGGCUCCUGUUGGGCACCCCAGCGCUUUUCCAAGGCCGUGCUUGUCAUCAUCGAUGCCCUCCGGUUUGAGUUUGCCCGCUUUAACCCAGCCAAGGCCAGGCCGCUGCCCUACGAGAACAAGCUGAGUUUCCUGCACCACCUCACAACCUCCCAGCCCCGCCAUGCCCGCCUCUACCGCUUCCGAGCUGAUCCCCCCACAGCCACCAUGCAGCGCAUCAAGGGCCUCACCACUGGCUCACUGCCCACUUUCAUCGAUGUGGGCAGCAACUUUGCCACCUAUGCGAUCCAGGAGGACAACCUGCUGGCGCAGCUGGUGCAGAACGGAAGGAGAGUGGUCUUCAUGGGUGAUGACACGUGGGAAGGACUCUUCCCGAAGAAGUUUUUCCGCUCGUAUUUCUUCCCUUCUUUUAAUGUGAAGGAUCUUCACACCGUGGACAAUGGGAUCCUGCAGCAUCUUUACCCAACUGUGGACAGUGGUGAUUGGGACAUGCUGAUUGCUCACUUCCUCGGCGUGGACCACUGUGGGCACAAACAUGGACCUGACCAUCCUGAAAUGGCUAAGAAGCUCACCCAGAUGAAUGAUAUGCUCAGGUCCUUGGUGGAUCACCUGGGGAAUGACACUCUUCUUCUGGUGGCUGGGGACCAUGGCAUGACAGAGACCGGGGACCAUGGUGGUGACAGUGAGAAGGAAGUGAAUGCAGCGCUGUUUGUGUACAGCAAAACACCCCUCUUUGGCACUGGCCCUCCAGAGGAGCCUGAGGCCGUUCCCCAGGUGAACCUGGUGCCCACCGUGGCCCUGCUGCUGGGUGUGCCCAUCCCCUACAGUAACAUCGGCGAGGUGAUGGCUGAGCUGUUCUCUGGGGAUGGCGACGCUGUGUCUGCAGCCUUGCAACAGCUCUCGGUCUAUCACAUCAAUGCCAAGCAGGUGGACCGCUUCCUGCACUCAUACUCGCUGGUGGCUCAGGACCUGCCAGCAGAGCAGCUCCAGCGCCUGCAGGAGCUCUUCUCCAGCGCCGUGGAGGAGCACACUCAGCUCUUGUCCCAGGUGCAGGGAGCGACGCUGUUGCCUCCAGAGCUGGAGUCCAGACUGGGAAGCCUCAUCGGUCGCUUCCAGCUCUACCUGCGGGAGGCACGGGCUGUGUGCACCCAGUCCUGGGCCCGGUUCCAUCCCCUGCGUAUGGUGGGGGGCUGCAUCCUCAUUGCUGCUUCCUGCUUGCUCUGCUAUGUGGCCUCAGAGCUGGCCGCAGCGUCGGACUCUUUCUAUCGCAGCUGCCUCCUGUAUCCUCUGCUUUGGGGCCUUAUGGUGGCUGUUCUGCUCGGGCUGGCCCGUGUGUUCACCCAGGAGGGGCUGGAUCUCCUUCUGGUGUCAUCAUGGGCAGCUGCAGCUUCUCAGCUGGGUUUUUUCUGGCACUGGUGGGGCCGGCAUCCCAAGCGAACCCGUUUGGUGGGCAGUCAGCCACCCUUGGCCAGCGUUAGUCUGAGGCAGAGGCUGCGAGCGUGGCUGGGGCUGGCCUUCCCCAUGAGCAUUCUGCUCUUCCGCUGUGGAGCUAUGUUCUCUGAUAGCUUUGUGGUGGCUGAGGCCCGGGUGGCCCCGUUCCUGCUGGCCUCACUGGUGUUGUUGCUAGUAGGGAAGCUCCACUGGGACGGUCGCCUGACUGUGCCAGAAGGCCCCAAGCAGCAGCUCCUUGGCUUUUCUUCUUACAGAAGAGAGAUCUGGUACCUGCUGUGCCUUGUGGCCAUGCUCCUCAUCUGCGUGCGCCUCUCCGGUUUCUUCCACCAGUGCCGUGAAGAAAUCCCUCAGUGCCGGCCCUCUCUUUUCCUGUCCCCCCUUGCCAGCCUGAGAAACACACGGGCCAAGAACCUCUUCUACCUCCUUUGUGUGGCUUUGCUGGCUGGGCUGGUCUACGCAGUACGGAGCUGGCUGCGACACUACGGCAACCUGAACAGCUCAGACCCCCUUGUGCUCUUUGUGCGCUGGGGUUUCCCACUGGUGGUCCUCUGCAUUGCCUGCUACUGGGCCGUUGCCUCCAGUGCUGACGACUCUCUCGGCAAGCUGCAGGAGCUGGUGCAGGUGGCAGUUGUUGCCUUUCCAUGGGCUGUAUACGGACUAGCAUCCAUGGGGCUGCUGCUCCUUCUAUGCAACCCCAUGACAGUGUUCGCAAAGGACACACGGGAGUCGGCAGGAUCCAUCGUCACUCCCUACCUGGGGGUUCCCAGCUCUGAAGUUGACUUCCUCCACGUCAUCCCUCAGAUCUACAAGAGGAUGCAGGAGUCUCAGAAGAGCCGCCUGGAGCGGGGCAGCUGCAAGGCCACCGUUGCAGCGUACGGGCUGGGCAGUGUGUACUCAGCAGCCCUGGUCAUAGCACUCACCCUGCUGGGCUUCCUCUUGAUGCUUCUGCACAGUGAGCGGCUGAGUCUCGCCUUUGUUCUCCUCUUCCUGGAGGCCUUCGUGCUGCUGCACAUCCACAUGCGUGCCAGAGGCCUUGCUGGAGAUGCUGAGCCUUUUUCGGUGCCCUGGUACGCAGUCAUCUCCUGGCUCCUUGCUGCUUCCCAGUUCUUCUAUUCCACAGGCCACCAGCCCAUCUUCCCGGCCAUCCACUGGAAUGCAGCCUUUGUGGGCUUCCACCUUGACCACAGCACGAACCUCCUGCCUGCUGUCCUAGUGGGCGCCAACACCUUUGCCUCCCAUAUCCUCUUUGCAGUCGGCUGCCCUCUGCUCCUGCUUUGGCCCUUUGUGUGUGAGAUGCCCAGCUCGCAGAAGAGGAAGCCCAAGAAGGAGCCCCGGGAGGACCUGCAGGAGGUGGAGGAGCACAUGAUGGAGAUGAGGCUGCGGGAGUCCCCGGAGAAGUUCUCUGCUGCUCUGCUGCAGCUGGGGCUGAAGUACCUCUUUGUCCUUGGGACACAGCUUCUGGCCUGUGUUUGUGCAGCUAUGAUCCUCAGGAGGCACCUCAUGGUCUGGAAGGUCUUUGCCCCAAAGUUUCUCUUUGAGUCGCUGGGCUUCGUGGUGAGCAGCAUCUGCCUCCUGCUGGGGAUCUCCCUGGUGAUGCGUGUGGACUGUGCUGUCAGCACCUGGUUCAGCCACCUUCAGCUCAGGCAGCGCGGUUCUCGGGGCCCGGCGGAGCGGCGGCGCGGGAGGUGCGGCAACAGAGAGGGGCCUUCGGGGAGCUGCUCGUGAAGAUACGGGGGCUGCCAGCUGCCCUCCCUGCCCUGCCUUUGGAGCUUACUGUCCUCUACAACUCCUUGCUUUUUACUAUGGGAGCAUCUGAUUCUGCCAUCAAAGAAGCAGCAGAAGGAAUAUGCCAGGGCCUCCUCAGGG